GUUCCUGGCUGCUUCUGAGCUCACCCCAUCCUCCGAGAGGGAGGAGGCCAAGUGGUGAUGCCGCUGCUUCUGCCGAUUCCAUUGCUGAUACUCUAGCGAGCUGGAAGGGUGGUUCCUGUUCGCACCAUCACCAACCAGAGAGGGAGGGGUGAAAAAUCCCAGCAGCCGCUGCUGAUGUUGGGUUCCAGGGCUGCAUCUGACUCGGUCUCAAGGAAAAUGGAUUCAGUUUGCAUCUCUCCUUCCUUUCAACAGAAUCUUCGGGUCUCAUCAAGGGCUUCCAGGGCAGCGACUGAGCACACCUUACCAAGAAGCACCACACAGUAGAUGCAGAAACAUCAUGCUCCUGGAUAAGAAGAAUAACAUGGCAGCACCUGUUUGAAAGGAAUUAAAGAUCCAACAGACUCCAUUUAGAAAGGAACAAUGUCCAAGAAAGCACGGAGCAAGGGCGAGAAGCCCGAGUCUCUCAUUGUUGCCCUUCAAGCUGCCAAUGAAGACCUCAGGACCAAGCUCACCGAUAUCCAGAUAGAGCUACAUCAAGAGAAGUCCAAGGUAUCGAAGCUUGAAAGAGAGAAAACUCAAGAAACAAAGAGGAUCCGUGAGCUGGAGCAACGCAAGCACACGGUCCUGGUGACAGAACUCAAAGUCAAGCUCCAUGAGGAGAAAAUGAAGGAGCUGCAGGCUGUGAGGGAGAAUCUCAUCAAACAGCAUGAGCAAGAGAUGUCAAGGACGGUGAAGGUGCGGGAUGGGGAGAUCCAGAGGCUCAAGUCAGCUCUCUGUGCUCUCCGAGAUGGCAGCAGUGACAAAGUAAGGACAGUGCUCACCAUUGAGGCCCGGGAGGAGGCCCGGAAACUGUUUGAUGCAGAGCGCCUUAAGCUCUUACAGGAAAUUUCGGACUUGAAAACUGCCAAGAAGCAGGUGGAUGAGGCUCUAAGCAAUAUGAUCCAAGCGGACAAAAUCAAGGCCGGGGACCUUAGGAGUGAACAUCAGUCCCACCAGGAAGCCAUCUCCAAGAUCAAAUGGGAGUCAGAGCGGGAUAUCCGGAGGCUGAUGGAUGAAAUCAAAGCCAAGGACAGGAUCAUCUUUUCCCUGGAAAAAGAGCUGGAGACCCAAACAGGCUAUGUACAGAAACUCCAACUGCAAAAGGAGGCUUUGGAUGAGCAGCUAUUUUUGGUCAAGGAGGCUGAAUGUAACAUGAGCAGUCCUAAACGAGAAAUUCCAGGAAGAGCAGGAGAUGGCUCUGAACACUGCAGCAGUCCUGAUUUACGAAGAAAUCAAAAGAGAAUAGCUGAAUUGAAUGCCAUGAUAAGAAAAUUAGAAGACAGGAAUACCUUACUUGGUGAUGAACGAAAUGAAUUGUUAAAACGCGUGCGGGAAACUGAAAAGCAAUGUAAACCUCUUCUGGAGAGGAACAAGUGCCUCACCAAGAGAAAUGAUGAAUUGAUGGUAUCUUUACAGCGUAUGGAAGAGAAACUGAAAGCUGUUACCAAGGAAAAUUCAGAAAUGAGAGAAAAAAUAACAUCUCAUCCACCCUUGAAGAAAUUAAAAUCUUUGAAUGACCUUGACCAAGCUAAUGAAGAACAAGAGACAGAGUUUCUAAAACUUCAGGUUAUUGAGCAACAGAACAUUAUUGAUGAGCUCACAAGGGACCGAGAAAAACUCAUCCGCAGGAGAAAGCAUCGACGAAGUUCCAAGCCAAUUAAGAGGCCUGUUUUGGACCCAUUUAUUGGCUAUGAUGAGGACUCCAUGGAUUCAGAGACGUCAUCCAUGGCCUCAUUUAGAACAGACCGAACACCAGCUACUCCUGAUGACGACUUGGAUGAAAGUUUAGCGGCAGAAGAAUCAGAACUGAGAUUUCGGCAGUUAACAAAAGAAUACCAAGCCCUCCAAAGAGCCUAUGCUCUGUUGCAGGAGCAGGCUGGAGGCAUCAUCGAUGCUGAAAGAGAAGCCAAGGCACAAGAACAGCUCCAAGCAGAAGUGCUAAGGUAUAAAGCCAAAAUUGAAGAUCUGGAAGCAACCUUGGCUCAAAAAGGGCAGGAUUCACACUGGGUAGAAGAUAAACAACUUUUCAUUAAGAGAAACCAGGAGCUUUUAGAAAAGAUAGAAAAACAGGAAGCAGAAAACCACCGGUUACAACAAGAACUACAGGAUGCCCGAGACCAGAACGAGCUGCUGGAAUUUCGAAACCUAGAGCUAGAAGAAAGAGAAAGACGAUCUCCUCCAUUUAAUCUACAAAUUCACCCGUUCUCAGAUGGUGUAAGUGCUCUACAGAUCUACUGCAUGAAAGAAGGUGUCAAGGAUGUGAACAUCCCUGAUCUCAUAAAGCAGCUUGAUAUCUUGGGUGACAAUGGGAAUUUAAGAAAUGAAGAACAAGUAGCCAUAAUUCAGGCUAGCACUGUGCUUUCCCUGGCAGAAAAGUGGAUUCAGCAGAUUGAAGGAGCAGAGGCUGCCUUGCACCAGAAAAUGAUGGAACUGGAAAGUGACAUGGAACAGUUCUGCAAAAUAAAAGGCUACUUGGAAGAAGAACUAGACUACAGAAAACAAGCUCUUGACCAAGCUUAUAUGAGGAUCCAGGAGCUUGAAGCUACUCUUUACAAUGCCCUACAGCAAGAAACAGUUAUCAAGUUUGGUGAAUUAUUAAGUGAAAAGCAACAGGAGGAACUGAGGACGGCAGUGGAAAAGUUGCGGCGGCAGAUGCUGAGAAAGAGCCGAGAGUAUGACUGUCAGAUUCUUCAGGAGAGAAUGGAGCUGUUACAGCAAGCCCACCAGAGAAUUCGUGACUUAGAAGAUAAAACAGAUAUUCAGAAAAGACAGAUAAAGGACUUAGAAGAAAAGUUUCUGUUUCUAUUCUUGUUCUUCUCUCUUGCCUUUAUUCUAUGGCCUUGAUGUCAAGGUGCCUCUUAAAGAGUAACCGAGAACAUGGAUAAGACCCCAGAAAGGCAAAUGCUUCUAAACCUUCAAAUAUGGCAAAAAAAAAAAAAUGUUUACACCAGUGAAAGAGAGAUUAAAAGCUAAGAACUACCCUGUAGCCAGGACUACAACUGUGUAUUUUAAAGCCAUUAUUCAAGGUUUCUUACUUGACAGUUCCUACAUGACCCUGUUGAAAAUCUACAAUGUAUGCUGCAUUAAUGAAAAGUGUAUAUGUCAAAUCAGAAGAAAAGAACUAUUAACAUAUAUUGUAUAAAGAAAAAGUUCAACAAUGGAACCAGUUUCAGCAGAUCAAGCAAAGAUGUGUCUUGGGCAUGGAACCAAAGUUACAAAGAAACAUUCUACUCCUGCUGUGCAGGGGGGUCAUUUUAAUGUAACACCACACCCCAUGGAAAAACUAGUUCUGAAAUAAACUUCAUUUUAAAAAAUGAAAACAAAAUAAAAAUUACGGGAGGGUGGGAAAUGAAGCACGAGGAAUACCUAUGAGGAGCUAUUUACAAUAAAAUAUUUCAUUUGAAAAGUCUGGUUUCUUACUACAGGGAUUUGCUUUUCUGUUUUUAUUAUUGUUUAAAACUCAGGAACAGAAAUAUCUGCAAUAUGAAUGGGAAGAGAAAGAGUCUUCAGUUUGUUGUUUUAUAAAAAGUGGAGUUUAUGGAAUGCAUUCCAUGGAUAAGAAGCAGAUCAUACUGACCCAGACUAAACUGGCAACCAAGAUGAAGGACUCAAGCGAAUGUAACUAAGAAAUAAAAGCAGAUUUGAUGCCUCCUUGGCCUUCUGUCACAUCUGUUCUUCCACAAACAACAGACUGAUCUCAUUCAUAUUGAAAAUUAAGAAGAUGAUGCUAUCUUUAACUCACAGGCUCCCUGACUUACUUGUUUAGAACCCCAAGUUCUAUAAUGAACAUGGGCCAGAGAGCUUCUCCGAAUCUUUCAAUUUCCAGAAUACUGAUUUUUCCAAAGGCUGCUUCAAAUUGCCUGCAAAUAAAUGUGUUAUAUGAUAGAAGCAGUAAAUAAACUUCUACCAACAGUUGAGUUUUCCACAGAGGUGUGAAUGUUAAAGUAUGAUUGUUUUUUAAAGUAUAGUGGUAAGCCCAGAGCAUUCUGACCACUUGUCAUUUCGACUGAUGACUUUUUUCCCCAGAAAGCUGACAGUGACAAGAUAGUUCUACUGUUUUUAUAUACAAGUAACAUUGUGUUACCAACAAGGUCAUUUUCUACCAGAAAAGAAAAGACUGGUGUUACUUUUAAAAAGUUAUGUAAUAUGAAUCAUGGAUUCAGCUUUGAAAUCAAAUAAAUGUUCCUGAAAAGCUUAUCUUACACCUCAUUUACUGUAGAUAACUAAAUGGUCUCACUCUUCACGUUUUUAUUUACAGGGCUAGAAUACAGAGAAGGGGCCAGAAACUCUUUAUGUAAUGCUACACAAGUCCUUUCACACAUGGACUCAGUAAUUUAUGCUUUCCUUUAGCACUGGCAUUUUCAAAGGCUGAAUAAUGUAGAAGAAAAGCUAGCAAGAAAGCUGGCAUCUCACUACUUGUACAUUUUUGCUAACCUUUUAACCUUUGGCCCAGUCACUUAACCUUUCUGUGCCUCCGUUUCCUCAUAUGCAAAAUGAGGUUAAAAUGCUUUUUCAUAAAGUUUCUUUCUGUUUUUUUUUUCUCUUUCAAUUCUGGAACAAGAGGUGCUUAAAGUAGCACAAAGUGCUCUGUAAUUACUAUGUCUUCUAUGUUAUUUGACUUUCUUGCAUUGUUGAGAAAGAGUCCCCUGUGUAGUAAGUGCUUCAGUUCAGUUGAUGUAAACACUGCAGCACUGAAACUUUCCCAUCCACCUACCUGGGGCGUCAUUAGCAAUAAAGAUUUAGAGGUCCAGAAAUAGGAUCUCUAAUAAUCUGUAACAAAUAGAUCAUUUCAUAUUACUGAAAAAAAAUUAGAAGAAUGUAUCAUUUUAGUGACAGGCAGAUCUCCUAGUGGUCCUUACAGUAUAUGCACGCCAUAAUACAAAGCUCCACGUCUGACAGAAGAACCAAUCAUGAAAUUGGGUCUGAGUGAAUUGACAGUAUCACAUAUUUAGCUUGAUAACCUCUUUCAUGUUAGAGAAAGUGCUAGUGAUAUGUCCCCCCAGAAACUUAACAACAACAACAGGAGUAUCUGCUUCUAUAUUUUCUGCUCAAAUAGUAUCUGGAUUGAAUUUGCAUAGUAGAUUCAUUGUACAAGCAGUGUGUAAGAGGGUGUCUCUAUCAUCCUUGAUUUAACCUGUUUAGGUACCAGGCAGAAAUUAUGGGAGAGGAUAAAUGAUCAGCAUCUUAGACUUAUCUUCAUUACUACUCUUUGUUGACCACUCCAAGGUCUAUCCGCACAAAUUCAUACUUCACUAGCUCCAUAAACAUUUUCUUUCUCUUCCUCUGCUUUUCCUCACGAAGAACUUCUAAGUUAGAUUUUGUAUUCAAGAACUGACUGCAGCUUAAAUGAUCAUAAAUGUUUUCAAAAACUAGUAUGGUUUAAUUUUAUACCUUAUCUCCUAUAAGUCUGACUAUCAUACAUACAAGUCCAUAGGAGAGUAAUCAUAGCUAGGAUGAUCACUGAGGCAGCUUUAGAUGUGUUUUAGGGAAGUAAACCAAAUUUUUUUCUUUUGAUUCAAGACCCAGGAGAUUAGCAGAGUUCACUGGAUUGUAGAACAGGCAGUGAUAAUUUUACCCAAUGUCACUCAGUGCUCAAAAACAAUGUGUUGUUGAUAUGACUUAAAUUUUUGAUAGAAUAUUGUUUCUUGGUCUUUUGGCUAAGACUAAAUAUUGUGUCUGUGCUCCUAAGAUUAUUAUUUUAAUAGGUAUAUCUUUCUGUUACCAUGUCCACAGUUACAAAAUCAUUAAUGUAUAUUGUGCAUGAAAAUGGGCCAUAUCUAAAUGAGUGCUUCCCUUUCUGAGAUUCAGCAAUAUCAAAAAAUAAUGCAAAUGUCUUGUUACACAUGCCCCCACACUGAUCUUUAGUUUUUGCAUGUUAACUAUCCUGACAUUUUUGGCCAAUGAGUUAGUAGCAAUAAAAACAGUAUUCUUCAGGGUUCAUCUACUGAAUUUUUCCUAAUAUAAUAUUCAUCUUUUGGAAAAUAAGUAUAACUGAUACUUUAAAAUUUAGCAUACUAUAAAAAAUGAAGCUUUUGAACACAAUUACUCAAGAACAGGAAAAUGUGCCAGAGAAAAGGGGGAAAAUAGAGUAUAUUUGGCUAUGCUACUAGAAAGUAUCAUUAAAUCAUAACGUUUUUAAUGCCACUCAACUAUUAUUUUAAGAAAGGCUAGAAUUUUGAAGAAAUAAAUAGCAGCUCCUUUUAACUUAUGUCACAUAUAUGAAAACAAUUGCCAAUCUUGAGGUUAUAGGAACACAAAGUAAAUUUCACUUACAUAGGUGACAUAGAUCUUCAGUAGUAUAGAAGUGGUGUGGUGGGCUCAUGGAUCAUUACUGGAGUACAGAGAAGACGCUGUCCACUAGUAAUAAUACACUUUUGCCAAAUAAUGUUGCUGCAGUAUUUUGUUCCACCUUAUAUUUGAUUAUUUGCAGUUAAACCUCUAGCAAACUUGUUUCUUUCUUUCUACUUAUUGUUAACUUUUUUUUGUAAACCCAUGUGUAAGUCUUUAAGCCCACUGUUUUCAUUGUAAUUCAUUAGUUCAUUGUUUAAAAAUGAAGUUUGUUCUUGUUCAACUUGCCUAAGUUUUCAAGGAAACUGUAUAAAGAUAAUAGUCACCAGUUAAUAUUGAUGGAUAAAUGAUUGGAUUUUGUGUUUUAUAUCAAAACAGGUGGACGGCAAAAACAAUAUUUUUAAAUAUUUAAUUGCAUUUUGAUAGGCCUGUGACACAAUAUAUAUGUUCAUAUACAUACAUAUGAAGAUACUGAUAUUUUUAGGGAUUCCAUUGCUUAUUGCCCUUUGUGAAUUUUCAAAAAAAAAUACUGUACUGCUGAUGUAAUCAUAAUUUUGGGCACUUUAAUUUUAUCACUUAAUAAUUUAGAUAUAUCUAAAUUUCAACAUAAUUUUUGAGAAUUAACAAUUGAAAUAAAUCUUAGAUAAUUGUUUAUAUCACAACUUAAUGGCUCUAGUGAGGAUCCAGACCACACAUUAAGUGGACUUCUACUUUCUAAGGAGAAAAAAAAAAAGGUGGGUCACCAGAUUUUGAGGAAGGAAAACUUCCAUUCUGUUCAACAGCCUUGCCGUUACAAUUUAACAUAUUGUCAUGAGGCUGGAUCUAAGUCAAAUCAAGAGAUUUUAGACACGAUAGAAAACAAAAGUUGAUUCUUGCAAGGUCUCCUCAGUGCCAAACCCUAGUUGCGUUUUGUAUUGGGCAGGACAAGUUCAUUAUACGUGUGCUACACGUACAGGGGCCUGGUGUUGGAGCACCUGCUUGAGUACACGUUACAUAUGCUACACUUAGUCUGCUAGUUUUGUUCUCUAUAAAUAAGUCUUGUUGAGACUUCCAGCCCAAUAAUAAUGAAAAUUAUUAAAGAUAUGUUUCAAGGGGGUAAUGUGAAUUGAAAGAAUUUGUAAUAUUCAACCUAGCAUAACACACCUUAAGGUACAGAUGGUUAAUAGGGUGAAGUCCUCUAUUUUAGUUCUUGUGUUUACAUUGAAGUCUUAUACACAUGCUUUUAUUUCCACUCUUAUUGUAUCAAAGUUCUACAAGAUGGUAAUGGUAUAGAUAAACAACUUGAGUUCAACUUUGCCUUCAGUAAAACUCUACAAACUUGCUAAGUAGAGGAUGAUACAAUUUACUAAAAGCAGUUUCCCAACAUUCAUUAAUAAUAAUGAUCUC
Erinaceus europaeus (western European hedgehog) is the source of this 7713-nucleotide messenger RNA. RefSeq names its product janus kinase and microtubule interacting protein 2 (gene JAKMIP2). The transcript is spliced from 22 exons. Bases 421 to 2883 code for a protein of 820 amino acids. The record is from RefSeq and is a predicted model, not a curated record. Lineage: Eukaryota; Metazoa; Chordata; Mammalia; Eulipotyphla; Erinaceidae. Gene Ontology annotation, molecular function: microtubule binding; kinase binding.